AUGGAAAUAAUACUUACAGGUAGCACAGGCCGCAUCGGUUCUGCCGUUCUUGAACAAUGUCUCGCUUCACCACAGAUAACAUCCAUCGUCGCUUUCUCGCGGCGCGCUCUACCACAAGCCGUUCAAAACCCACAACUAAGCGUCAUCAUAAUCGAUGAUUUCCUCUCUUAUCCAGAUGCCGCACUUGACGCUAUAAAGAGAGCGGACGGAUGUAUAUGGUCAUUGGGAACAUACAACUGGGAUAAGGUCGCGGAAGUCGAGUAUCCUGAAGUAUUCCAAAAAGCCUUGGCAAGAGUACUAGAUGGGAAAAAGACGUUUCGAUAUGUCUAUUUAGGGGGCGCUUUUACUGAGCACGAUCAAACAAGAUCAUUAUGGUUUCUCAGUAAGGGCCGACAUAUACGAGGUCUCGCAGAGACGAAUCUGCUAAGGUUCGGCAAGGAAAAUCCCGCUGCGAAGGUAUCCAUUGUCAAGCCGGCCGGUAUUACAGGCAACAAUAUCGUAGGGAAGGUGAUUGGUAACGUGUCAUCGCUGACCGUAAGGAUCGAUACGUUGGCUGCAGUUAUGGUCGAGCUCGUGGUGAAUGGUGGUGAGGAGUUGGUGUUGAAUAAGAUGAUAGUGGAGAAAGGUGCUUUGCUGUCGAAAAAGGCUGCAGGAACCGCAUAA
Molecule: messenger RNA, 663 nt
Organism: Glarea lozoyensis ATCC 20868
Lineage: Eukaryota; Fungi; Ascomycota; Leotiomycetes; Helotiales; Helotiaceae
Product: NAD(P)-binding Rossmann-fold containing protein
Exons: 3
Coding region: 1-663 (220 amino acids)
Source: RefSeq, a predicted model, not a curated record